This is a messenger RNA of Humulus lupulus (European hop), 723 nucleotides long. RefSeq lists its product as uncharacterized. The transcript has a single exon. NCBI's taxonomy places the organism in Eukaryota, Viridiplantae, Streptophyta, Magnoliopsida, Rosales, Cannabaceae. The record is from RefSeq and is a predicted model, not a curated record. Bases 1 to 723 code for a protein of 240 amino acids.
AUGAGGCAACAAGCGAAUAAGAAGCGCCGUGACAUACAGUUUCAAAUUGGGGAUUUGGUAUUGGUGAAGUUACAACCAUACAGGCAAGCCACAGUAGCGAAGCGACUCCAUUCAAAACUCUGCAAAAGGUAUUUCGGACCAUUUCCGAUCAAGGCUCACGUGGGGCAGGUUGCAUAUACGCUUGAAUUACCAGAAGGCAGCAGGAUUCACCCCACAUUCCAUGUUUCAGUAUUGAAGCCAUUUUAUGGACCAACUCCUCCCACUUGUUACCCUCUUCCCGAAUUGGUUGUUAACAACAAACCAGUAAUGAUUCCGCAAGCUAUCAUAUCCACCAGAGAGCACAAAGGAGAAAGACAGGUAUUGGUGCAAUGGUCGCUGAGUGCUCCAGAAGAUGCAACCUGGGAGACCCUUUCUGAAUUUGGUAAGCUGUAUGACAUUUCCAACCUUAAGGACAAGGUUGUUGUCGAAGAGGGGGGCAGUGUUGGGCCAAUCCAGUUGACAAGUCCAAUACAUUUGGACCCAAGUAAGAUACAAGAGAGAGUAAAAGGGUGGAUAGAGGGAAGUGACCAAAGGGAGGUUGAGGACUCAAACGAACAGAGCACCAGCACCCAGAAGGAAGACCCACGACAGACCAUGGAGGAAGAGAGAGUGCAGGCGCGUGGAACCCGUGUGCGAGUGAGACCCAAGUGGCUUCAGGAAUUCGUUAGGAUGGAGAGGAGCUGA